This is a messenger RNA of Rubroshorea leprosula, 815 nucleotides long. The record is from the annotation of a GenBank genome assembly. Lineage: Eukaryota; Viridiplantae; Streptophyta; Magnoliopsida; Malvales; Dipterocarpaceae.
AGGUUGCAACGGUAGUAGCUCUUUUGUUUUGAUCAGAAGUUCAUAACACACCAUUAGAGAUUCAGAUCACAACCUUAAUAAUGUGCCCCUUAAAUUGAAGCCUUCGACCAACCUAGAAAUGCCUUAGUGAAGGAAAUGUUGCAGAACGAGGUAAUUAUGUCUGAAGAGGAGCUGAGGAUUCGAGAAGAGCUCGAAUGUGAAAUAGAGAGAGAUUUGGAGGAAGAGAUCAAGGACGGGAUAUACCACUAUGCUCUAAGAUUGCACCGGCUAUAUCAACACAAAAUGGAGAGGCAUGCAAUUACACGAGAGUGCAAGACACUUUACGAAGUGAAUAUAUGCAUAAGAAUGGAAGGUGGAAUCAAGAUUGAGAUAAAAGAGAAGACCAAGAUUAAGGAAGCUCCAGAAAAAGGACAGCUGACGACGAGCGCUAGAUCACUGAAUGCACAAACGUUUAAUGCCAAUAAGAAGUUUGAUUGGGCAAGGAGCUUAAGGUCAGGAGCAGGUAGUCAUCCUGUGGUCGUUAACAAGAAAAGUGAAAGAAUGCAUGGAGCAGCUAAAACAGUAAGUGGAAAUAAUAAGUUGCUUCAACUGGGAUGGAAAUGAAAAGACUACUUGGGCCGGGCUUGGAAUAUUAUUACUAGGUUAUGUAAUGUCUGAAUGGACAAACGGAGUUUUUAUAUAAGCAUUUAUGAUGGUAGGUCUGGGUGAGAUGUUUGUCUUUGAAAUAAAUGUUUGUCCAACAAAUGUUGCUUGUGUUUCUUAUUGCAAAUUUCAUGCCAUGGGCCAUGGGCAUAUAAUGAAACAGGAGAUAAUUA